CUGUAAGGGGCCACCAACGAGGAAUCCAACGGCGCAUUCAGAGCCAGGAGGGAGUCUGGCGGCCCGAGUUAUGGUCAUCGUUGGUGCAAACCAUUAAAUAUGUCAACUGCCGUCUUCGUCUUUUGUAUUCGAUUUUUUUUCUGCUUCUGCAGGCGCCGCAGUUGAAGCCAAAGUAAUCUCUCGUUCCGCUUUGUGCUUGUUGUGUUGUCGUUUCUCUUUGACACAUACCGCACCAUUCGUUCUCAACCCGACUCUCCUUACAUUGUGGUUUUUUUUUUUUUUUUUUUUGUAGAACUACGUCUCUUUUACAAAUCAUCUAAAUCUCGUCACAUAUCAACCAUGCGUUCUCUUACAUCAUCCCUUUCUUUGCUGGCCGUCGGGGCUCUCCAGGGCGCAUCAGCCUUGGACGCUGCCGGAUGGCGCAACCAGAGCAUCUACCAGAUCAUCACCGACCGCUUUGCCACCUCCGACGGCUCGACGCCAGCAUGCGACACGACCCCGGGCUUGUACUGCGGUGGUACGUGGAAGGGCAUCACCAGCAAGCUGGACUACAUCCAGAACCUGGGCGCCACAGCCAUCUGGAUCUCGCCCAUUGUCAAGAACGUCGAAGGAAACAUCAACGGAUACGGAGAGGGCUACCACGGCUUCUGGACGGAGGACAUCUACUCGAUCAAUCCGCACUUCGGCACCGAGGCCGACCUGAAGGAGCUCGCCGACUCCCUCCACGCCCGCGGCAUGUACCUGAUGAUCGACGUCGCCCCCAACCACGUCGGCCUGAACGAUGACCCCGGCAACUACGCCAAGUACAAGCCGUUCAACAAGCCCGAGUACUACCACAAGGAAUGCCCUAUCGCCUGGAACAACAUCACGUCUGAGCAGCUCUGCUGGCUCGAGGGUCUGCCCGACCUGCGCACCGAGGAUGCUUACGUUCGCCAGGUCUACGCCUCGUGGAUCAAGGACCUCGUCGCCAAGUACUCCAUCGACGGUCUCCGCGUCGAUACGGCCCUCGAGAUCGAGCCCGAGUUCUUCAGCGAGGGCGGCUUCCGCGAGGCCGCCGGCGUCUUCCUACUCGCCGAGGUCAGCCACUCGAGCCUGGACCUGCUGGCCCCUUACCAGGGGGUCCUCGACGGCAUCCUGGACUACAACGGCUUCCACUCGGUCUCGCCGGCGUUUGGCAAGGUGGAGGGCGACCUGGAGGCGCUGUACCAGAGUAUCAACAAGAUGGCGAGCACCGCCAGCAUCGACCCGUCGGUCUGGGGCUCCUUCGUCGAGAACCAGGACCAGGUCCGCUUCGCCAACCGUAACAGCGAUAUGGCGCUGGCCAAGAACCUGUACUCCCUCGUCAUGCUCCGAGACGGCAUCCCCAUCGUCUACUACGGCCAGGAGCAGCACUUCAACGGCGGCGCCAACCCGCACAACCGCGAGGCGCUCUGGCUGGGCGGCUACGACAUCCACUCGGAGCUGUACGGCUGGAUCCAGCAGACGAACAAGGUGCGGGUGCACGCCGCCGCGGCCAACGCCGACUUCCUGACCCGGGAGCGCACGCGGGCCGUCUUCUCGUACGGCAGCAAGGACAGCAGCCGCGUCAUCGCCCUCCGCAAGGGCCAGCUGUUCUCCAUGUACACCAACGGCGGCGUCGGCGCCACCAACAACGUCAUGUUCGCCAUCGCCCGCAACGUCCACGGCUUCGCCGUCGGCUCCGACGUCGUCGACGUCAUGAACUGCGAGUCCUUCCAGGUGGCCUCCCACGGACGCCUCUGGGUGCAGAUGCCCGACGGCGGUCUCCCGCGCGUGUUCUUGCCCAAGGAGCAGGCCGAGGGGCUCUGCAACGACGUCAAGGCGCCCCUGGCGAGCGCCACCAUCAAGGUCGGCGUGGACAAGAACACGGGGUACAACAAGCGGUCGGUGCCGUUUGUGGCCACGGUGCUGGAGUAGGCUGUAGGCAUAUGCCAUGACGCGAAGCGAAGCUCUGUGUUUUUCUGAUGCGAGCGGGUAGAUAGAUGGGAAGGGCUGAAGAUACCUGAGGAGACCUGAUGGGCCCCCGCCCUGUGUAUACAAAGAUGUCAUUGAUAUAGAGCGUCGUAUGUGUAAUGUUAAUGUUAAUAAAGGACUGUGAACACACAACAGGCGUAACCUUUCCUCCUAUUGAC
This is a messenger RNA of Colletotrichum destructivum, 2150 nucleotides long. Its product is annotated as Putative glycosyl hydrolase, family 13, catalytic domain, alpha-amylase, Alpha-amylase, domain C. NCBI's taxonomy places the organism in Eukaryota, Fungi, Ascomycota, Sordariomycetes, Glomerellales, Glomerellaceae. The record is from RefSeq and is a predicted model, not a curated record. The coding region runs from base 340 to 1935 and encodes 531 amino acids. Gene Ontology annotation, molecular function: calcium ion binding; alpha-amylase activity. Gene Ontology annotation, biological process: carbohydrate catabolic process. The transcript has a single exon.